Chinchilla lanigera (long-tailed chinchilla) is the source of this 7248-nucleotide messenger RNA. It is a transcript of the gene Kcnk9, whose product is annotated as potassium channel, two pore domain subfamily K, member 9. Gene Ontology annotation, cellular component: membrane. Gene Ontology annotation, biological process: stabilization of membrane potential; potassium ion transmembrane transport. Gene Ontology annotation, molecular function: potassium ion leak channel activity. Lineage: Eukaryota; Metazoa; Chordata; Mammalia; Rodentia; Chinchillidae. The transcript has 2 exons. Bases 342 to 1781 code for a protein of 479 amino acids. The record is from RefSeq and is a predicted model, not a curated record.
GCGCAGGGCGUUCGGACUUUAGGGCAUCGGGCCGCUUCUCCCGUGGCACCUGCUUAGCUCCCUUGCCAGGGACUCCAGAGGCGCCACCACUUAGCAAACUUUUCCGCCCCCAACCGAAGGGGGCGAGAGGGGGUGAGAGGAGAAGGAGGUCCCGCAGGGUGUGAGCGGACCCUUAAGGCUUACCACUGGAUCCCAACGGAGAGGGGCGCGGGGCCCCUUCACCCCGACCGCCCUCCACCCUGUCUCCGGCACCGGCUCCCGCUCCUGCCCUUCGGGCAGGAGCGAGGGGCGGGGUGCGGAGGGCAACGCAGCCCUCGCUGGGCUCCGCUGGGCCGCCGGGCAUGGCCGUGCACAGCGGGGCGGGCUGCUUCAACCGGACCUGGCGCAGGGUGUCGGGGUUCCAGGACACCUGGCCCCGGCGCUCGAGCAGCCUCCUGUGCCUGCCCGCCUUCUCCGCUGAGCCCGGGCCCGCGCCACCCCUGGCUCGCCAGGCGCCUCCCGGUGGUGGUGGCCCCACCGCAGGGGCCCCUCCACCGCCGGCCCGUCCUCUGCUUCCCGAUUGCUGCUUCUUCUGUUGCCGCGGCUUUCAACUUGGAGGUGGCGGCCGCGGGGCGCUGCAGUGGGACGCGCGCGGCUGCCAGCCUGCGGGACAUGCUCCCCGCGCCAGCGCCUUGCUGGCCGCCAUGAAGAAGCAGAACGUGCGGACUCUGUCCCUCAUCGCCUGCACCUUUACCUACCUGCUGGUGGGCGCCGCGGUGUUCGACGCCCUCGAGUCGGACCACGAGAUGCGCGAAGAGGAGAAACUCAAGGCGGAGGAGAUCCGCAUCAGGGGCAAGUAUAACAUCAGCACAGACGACUACCGGCAGCUGGAGCUGGUGAUCCUGCAGUCGGAACCGCACCGCGCCGGCGUCCAGUGGAAAUUCGCCGGCUCCUUCUACUUUGCGAUCACGGUCAUCACCACCAUAGGUUACGGGCACGCAGCACCUGGCACCGACGCGGGCAAGGCCUUCUGCAUGUUCUACGCUGUGCUCGGCAUCCCCCUGACGCUGGUCAUGUUCCAGAGCCUGGGCGAGCGCAUGAACACCUUCGUCCGCUACCUGCUGAAGCGCAUCAAGAAGUGCUGCGGCAUGCGCAAUACCGAGGUGUCCAUGGAGAACAUGGUGACCGUGGGCUUCUUCUCCUGCAUGGGCACGCUGUGCAUUGGGGCGGCCGCCUUCUCUCAGUGUGAGGAGUGGAGCUUCUUUCAUGCCUACUACUACUGCUUCAUCACGCUGACCACCAUCGGCUUCGGGGACUACGUGGCGCUGCAGAGCAAGGGGGCCCUGCAGAGAAAGCCCUUCUACGUGGCCUUCAGCUUCAUGUACAUCCUCGUGGGGCUGACCGUCAUCGGCGCCUUCCUCAACCUGGUGGUCCUGCGCUUCUUGACAAUGAACAGCGACGAGGAGAGGGAGGAAGGCGAGGAGGGGGCGGCACUCCCAGGCAACCCGAGCAGCGUGGUCACCCACGUCUCGGAGGAGGCGCGGCAGGAGCCCCCGCAGUACCAGGGCGAGGGCGGCGAUCUGCAGUCCGUGUGCUCCUGUGUCUGCUACCGCUCGCAGCCGCAGAACUUGGGUGCCACGCUUGCCCCGCAGCCGGUGCCCUCCAUCUCCUGCAGAGUUGAGGAGAUCUCGCCAAGCACACUGAAGAAUAGCCUCUUUCCGUCCCCCAUCAGCUCGGUCUCUCCCGGCCUGCACAGCUUCGGGGACAACCACAGGCUGAUGCGUCGUCGGAAGUCCGUCUAAGUGUGGGGAGGGAAUAGAACGGAAGAGUCAUUUGUCAUGCGGCUGUAAGUUCCAUUGGCCCAACUCGUCUCCCCCUCCUUAUUUAUUUAUUAUUGUUAUUAUCUUUUGUUAUUUUUACGGUCAUCGCCAUUACUUUCUCUCCUCCGCCCUCUCUGGGUUUCAUUUCUUUCUCCACCUUUCCAGCCAGGCAGAGCAGCCCAAGGGGAAACUAGAGGCCUAUCCUCUGAGACUCGCAUCUGAGCAUGAAGCAUGGAUUUCUUCCGUCCUCCCCAGCAAAGGAUGCCUUACAUUUCCCCUUGCCCCUCCCCUUUCUCUGGGGCCGCUUUCCUAGGACAGGUGAGAGACCAGACCACCGAGGCAGAGCUGAGAGGAUGCCCACCCCGAAGCUGCUCACCAGGCUGAGCCCCUUUGGCCACUGCCCCUGGCAGUGUGUCCACCUAACUCCUUGUCUUUUCCUCCCCAAGGACUGGGUGGCCGUGUGUCCACAUGUGCAGUGUGAGUGUGUGUGCUUCUGUGUGCGGGUGUUUUGUGUGACAGGAUGAAAGCAUCAGGAGUUCAUUUUCUUUCCCCUGCACACAACUGAGUUUUUGUUAGUAGCCUGCUUUGGGCUAUUUCCAUACACAACAGGAAAACCCAUGAGGGUUUUAACGUAUCAUCUUGCCAAAUUAAGCAUGUUCCUCAGGCAGGGUUUACCCCAGAUGUGUCCUGACCACAGUUUCAACACUCUAGGUUCUAAAUUAUGUUAACAUUUUUUCAGUGGGUGUGUGGGCAAGAAGACAUUGAGGACUUCAGUGUGCCAGUUUAAAAAAUUUAAAAAGCAUGCACUUUGUAAAACUGGUAUGCUUCAUUGACACAAGAAAGCAAAUGGAACAAUCAAAAGCCACUAAUAUUAAUUUAUUAAAGACAUGUUUAAUUUUAAUCAUCUCCAGUUCCAACAAUUUUCCAUCCGUGGAAUUGUCAGGAGAAACUGGAAAACUGUUGGAACCACAGAGCACCUAUUUUAUUAUUUCCUACCAGUUGAUGAUGACGAUGACGACGAUGAUGAUUUUGUGUAGCACCUACUAUGUGAAUAGAAUUAUAGUUUUGGAAUGCUUGGAUGAGAAUGAGUAUUAGUAUGUGGAUGUGGUUUCCUAAUAAAAAAGCGACAGGGCAUUCCUUGUUUAAAAUAUAUAUAUUUCAAGAAAGAUUGUCUCUAAUUGCAUUUGAUUUGUAAAUAGGGGAAAGUUCACGUUGGUCUCAGGAAGAGUGUAGAGGCUGUAUCUUGGCCUACCGGGAACUUGCCAAUCUCAGGGGAUGCUUUUGUCUAGAUAGUGGAGAAAUUCCUCCUUGCUCUCAAUAGGGGUGACCCCAAAGGGAAGACUUCCUAACCUCUUAGGGGACAGUUUAGGCUAAAGAAUAUGGCACAUUGUAGACCCUUACACUGGCAGGAAUAAGGGACAGUUUGACCUCCACAUUCACUGAGGGGACUUUAAUUUCUCUCAUCAUCAUCCCUGCCAUUUCUAAAAGUCACCCAUUCACUCAUCCCCCACUCCCCUUUCCUACACCGGAAGUUCCUGCUCCUGGACCGAAUGGGCUUUGGCUGCACUACGCAGAAGGAGCACGUUUACUGGCCUCCGGGAUUUCCUAAAGGAGACAACACCCAAAUGCCACCCGUCCCAAGUAUGUGGGCCAUUGGGCUGAAACCAGGAGCAUUCAAGACUCCUCUGGAAAGGCUAUGCAUGCACUUUAACGCUACACCCUGUGUUGAAAUAUCCCCUUCGUCUAGGACACAGGACCUUCGGAAAGAGUCUGUGAACCUUAGACUCUCUUGGCCAAAGUUGACAGUUAUCUUCAAGGUUUUUAUCAGUUCACUGGUUUUCCAGAUCUCGUUUUAUGGCAAGCCCUACUUAGGGCUCUAAAGAUGUCCAGAGGAUAGAAGUGGUUGCUCUUGUUGAAUAUUUUCCUCACUCUCAAAAGAGUGUUGGCUGUAGGAGGUCAUACAUAGGUAUAAAAAUAUGAAUGCAUAUUUGCAGAGUACUUUAUGCUUUGGAGGAGGCUGCCUGGAAUAUGUGUAGGAGUUCUCUGGAAAACCAUUGUAAGAUUUGCCCUCAAAUGGGGGGUGUGUGUGAUAAUCUUUGAUCUAUCUGCACAUGACACUGAAAGGGUGAAGAAUUUUCUCAACAGUACAGAGCUGAUCCUUGACAGAAAUGAGACCAUAGUCUCAGUUCCAACACCAGAAAGGUCCAACAUGCUGACUCCUCCACAUUAAGGUCCCAGCUUAGCCCCUUCUAUGAGGGACUCUGCUUCUGUGUCUCCACAGGGAUGCAUGCUAGGCCCCUGGAGUCAUUCAGAGUGACAUUGGCUCCACCCUGCCUUCACAGCUGGUUUCCCACUAAAAUGCCUGCGUAAGGUGGUCAUGCAGUGAUCAUUCUGCUUGGAUGCUUCAUGUGACAGGGAGCACCUCUCUUCCCAGGGAAACAUAGAACAUAUUCUCUAUGUUUUCACAGAGUUGACUCCCUUCUUUGUAGCAAAGUAGGGUGAACACUUUCUCCUCUGGUAAUGACAAUUUAAGUAGUGGAGGCAACUUACACUUUGUCUUGGUUCUGUGUCCCUCUGGUGUCUUCUGCUCUUUGCUGCUAGCUCAGCCCUCCGAAGGAUGAGCACCAAGUGUUCUUUUCCAAGGUUACAUUUGCAGUGUGUAGGGCAUGGUUUCCUUCCACAUGGAGUGGGUCUUUUACUCAGACGAUCUGUCUGUUUUCCCUUGUGGGACCUGGCCAAGGAGUCCCCUGGGCACAUCCAGUAAAAGCUGUGAUGUGAGGGCAGGAGCAGUUGAGAUCUCCAGGGAUAAUGACUCUUGACAUGAUAGGAGGGGGACAUCUCUGCUGGAGCCACCACAGUCAGUGGUUGAAUCAGGGAGCCUCCAAGCCAGCAAAGCUCAGCCUACAUCAUCUUGUAGAUCUCCCUUGUCUUGAGGGGAGACCAAGUUUCAGAGAGGUGAACAUUGUACGAGGUCACGUGGCCAGAAUUUGGGUCUUCACACUUGUUACUCUUUCUACUGUUGUCCUGGCUGCUUUUGUCGUCGCUGUUGUGUACAGCCUUCCAAAGAUUCCUUGUUGCUGGACUUUAUCGUGUUUCUGGACUCUCUGUGCACUUAGUACUCUCCUUUGGCCAGGUGAACUUAUACCCUUUCUCCACUUAACCAUGCCCAUUCAGCCAGAGCAAUGAAAGCACACAGGUUGUGUGACUGACUGGGCUUCAGCUUCUGUCAGGACGAGCUCAGGAAGAGUUGCGUUCUAUCAGAAACACAAGAGGUUGCCUCAUCUUCCAGAAGUUAACAUGCCUUGUAUAUACUUAACGAGAUUUCUGACUCUCACUUGAACUCUUUUCCACUAAGAGAUCUCCAUCUUUACUCCAUCAAAGACAGGAAGAAGGUGGGGAGUGCUAUUGAUUAUCCUGGAGCCCUAGGCUCAUUGCUUUAUAGAGAGCAUCCCGUUUUGAUCUUCACAGUGCCAUACCAUGGAGAAGGUACUGUCUUGACCAUCAGCCUGUUACACACUUUACUUAGAAGUGAGCCAAUCUCUCUGGGUUCUGCGAUUCCAGGAUAGUCCCAGAGCUGUGACCAGCUCUGUUUUUUUCACUUGCACCACUCUGUCAUGAAACAAAGGCAGCAGCCUCAACUCCCAGCAAGCUCCCUGAGCUCUAAAUUUGAUUGCUCUCUUUAUGGGGCUAUUGAGUUCCCAAUGCACAUUCCUGGUUGAGAGGGUGGCCUGCAUUCAGGCACGAGCAUAGCAGAUCAUUUGCUAUCUAGGAGUUCCCUGGAUCUCUCAUCUUUCCAGGGGAGGAAGUAAAUGGAUGCAGAGUGCUACCUGGGAGAGCCGCCUGGGGAGGUGCUCAUUAGAAGCCCACCCUGACAAAAGGGGAGCAGGAUUCAUCUCAGCUCACCUGUUUGUUCUCUGUGCACAGGGACCUGAUUGAAAAUAUCUGAAAAGUAACUAAGAACCCACAGCUAAGUCUCAGCAGAUCAUUUUUCUCUGCCUUAUCCAGAUCUGAAAGCCCAAGGGGUCCUGUAUCCCAGCACAAGCACUUGCAGCUGGAAGGUGGAGAGAACAGAGUUAGAGAACUCCAUUGCCUGCGUGCAUUGGGUGGAAGAGGUGAAAGCAAUCACUGAUCUCUAAGGCUUCUGGCCUCUUUUCUUUCAUAUUCUUUUUAUAAUGAACCCUAACUGAGGUGCCCAGGAAGGGCAAGGUGUGAGAUUGGAGAUGUAUUCCAGGAUGUGUCCUGCAAUUGGCAUCCGAGUCACUGUCAUCUAUGAGUGUGGCUUAGUUCUUAAGUGGUGAGACUUGGGGCUCACAGUUGUAAAAUAUUUUUUUUUCUGCAGAGUCAUGGUCUUCGUGGGAUCCUGGAAGCAUCCCAGGCAAGGAAAGAUCGGCAGCACAUUGUGUCUUGCCUCCCUGGGUUCCUGGAAGUCAUUUCACUCCCAGGGCCUUGGUAGCUUUUUCUUUAACACAGUGAGGAAGCAUAGGUGGGGACUGUGGGUACUUAGCCCAAAAGGAACUUGACCUACUAAGACAUUUGGCCUGGAUAUUCUAAUCACUGGGCAUCUUUGAAGGUUGAGCCCUCAAAAGGAAAGCCAAAACACUUUCAUUUGGCAGGAGACUGGGAGCUGGGAAGAUGAAGAGACACAAACAAUGGCAGAAAGCAAUGGUCACCACAUGAACCAAGGCCUGGUGCUCUCUGGAUUCUCCAGGGUGCUGAGCAUUAGUCCAUUUUGUGUGGUUCUCUCAUGACCACACCUUGAUAGAGGCUGCUGCUCCAGCAAAACAAAAGUCUAUGGUCACAAUCCCCCUACCAAGUCUGUUUUCAAAAUCCCAGAGUUAUAGAAAAGUUGAAGGAAUAGUCUGACGAGCCUAUCCUCACUCCCAGACCCACCAGCCUCAACACUUUACCACAUUCUUACCUUACCCCCUCUCAACCCUCACUCAGAGACAUUUGGAGGAAAAAGUGUCAUGUCUACAACUUUUAGAUGGUUCAGCCAAAGAAAAAAACUGUAUAUCUCUCAUGAACAAGUGCAUUCUCCUACAUAGUGCCAGUGUUACACCUAAGAAAUUUAGUAUCAUAUAUUAUCUAAUAUAAUCUGUACACAAAGAUCCCAAGUUUUCCCCAAAAUAUCCCGCAGAGCUUUUUGUGGAUCUAAGAUGCCAUCCAAGAACAUGUCCCAGACCUGCUUGUCUUGUUGUCCCAGACCCCCCCAAUUGAGGGCAUCUCCCUCACUGUUUUUGUCUCUUGAUGUUGAUAUUUUUGAAGAGUCCCAGCCCUUAGUCUUGUAGAAUGCCCUGCUUUUGUCUGCUUGUUCCCUCAGGUUGAGGAACUGUUGGCAAGAAAAUACUGUAGUUGCUGUUGUGUAGCUAUGAUUUAUGCACUUGAUGUCUGUCUCUCCGGGGACCUCUGUGGUUACUGCUUUCGUUGUGAAUAAAUAAGUCAUAUUAAA